AUGAAACCGCGCGUCUCUCCCUUCACUUUUUUUCCUGGCUCUCUUUCUGACUGUGAAUUAUUGGAUUCAAAUGAGGAAGGAAAUGAAGAACUCAGGCGCCACUACAUAUUAGCUUCUUCUUCUUCUUCUUCUUCUUCUUCUUCUUCUUCUUCUUCUUCUUCUUCUUCUUCUUCUUCACUGGGGCUCUGUCCCCUAUUCUAUCUCGUUUCCAUUCGAGGAACGCCGCCCUUGAGAGAAACGUUGCAUUCGAAGGUCGAUGUUGUCACGAAGAUGGCGUCGUUUUCCCUUCCAGUCUCUAGUCGAUGUGAUAACGCGCCGCUUCUUCCUGCUGCGUUCAGAAGCCCUGCUGGUUUUUUUCGCAGAUCCCUCUCGACAUCGUCCUCUUCGUCAUCACCAAGAAUCUACUUAUAUUUAUCUUUCUUUUCUUUCUUUCUUUCUUUCUUUUUUUCCCCCCUUUCUAAAUGUAACAACCAUUUUUCUUCAACAUCCUUCUUCCUCCCCCACCGGAGUGACGAAAGCCGAAAAGAUUCUCUGGGGAGAAACGCCGCCAAAUCUGGUUGA
Acanthosepion pharaonis is the source of this 561-nucleotide messenger RNA. NCBI's taxonomy places the organism in Eukaryota, Metazoa, Mollusca, Cephalopoda, Sepiida, Sepiidae. The record is from the annotation of a GenBank genome assembly.